AUGAAGAUCUCGGUUCUUUUAAUGUCAAACGAGCAAGAAGGGCUGGAGAAGGACGAAGAAGACCCAGGAGAAUUUGAACGAAAAUCAGAACAACUGAAGGAGGAAUUCAUUUUUUUGAAACCAGUUAUUAUCAAUACAGUUCUCCGUCAAGAUGACGUGAAAGGAAAUCUGGAAAGAGUACGUCAAAAGCUACAAAAGUUUCAAGAUACGAAGAAUCCUGCGGACGUUUUUAAAAAUCCAGCUGAAAGAAGGCCAUUGAUUACGAAACCUAAAAGAAAAUUUGAAGAUCCUCUAACACACGGCCCUAUUAAGCAAGCUUGGGUGGCAGGGGACAAAUCUUCCGGAGGCCUUGAACACGAAAGUAAUAGAGGGAAGAAAAAUAGAAGUAGGCCAAGAGAAAAAAAUCAAACGCAAGGGCAACAUGGCGAUGCAGAACGACAAGAUGAGCGAAGAAAUGGUUGUGAUAGCGAUAAAUCGGAUCAAUAUGAGAGGAACCAAGCUUGUCGAGGCCACACCUCAAGGCAAAGAGGCAACAGAAGAGCAGGACCGGAAAGGGGACCCAGAGGUGGGUUUUACCAGGAUCCAAACAACACCCAAGUGCAUAGAGAUGAUCACUUUUAUACCCCUCAAGGACAGUGGUUUGAUCAUCAAAACGCCUUUCCGUCGCAGAGAGGACGUGAAAACCAACGAGGACAAAGAGGUUGCUUUCGCCAGGACCCAACUGCAGGAAAUCGAGAUUAUUCGCUUUAUGGAUCUCAAGAAUGGCACUUUGGCGAUGAAAGCAAUUCUCAGCCUCGAAUGGGACGUGGAGGUCAAGGCGGUCGAGGACCUCCACCAAAACCAAAAUCAAAACCAAAACCAAAACCGAAACCAAAACCGAAGCAAAAGGGUAGGGGACACGGUGGGGGACGGGGUGGAAAUUUCCAAGAGCAACAUCAAAUUCCGGGAGAUUUUCAGGAGAGCAAUCAGUUUUCAGAUGCUAAAGAUGACUCUCAGUUUAUGCAAAUACAACCGAACCAACAAAAUGGAAGAGGAGGAGGUUCUCAUGAAAAUCAGGUGCAUCCAAUAUCCUUGAAGGAGCUUGUCAGCAAUAAAACCCCCAGUUCUUUCGAUAAUUCGGAUGCAGGGAAGUUCAGACAAGGUGAAACCAACAAAAGCAGACAGGGAGACCGCGGUAGGCCACAGAACCGACUUGGUAACAGAGAUGCUGGUCAAACUGGGAUAAGACGAGCACAGAGCAUGCCCAGUAUGGCAGAAGAGGAACCUGCUGAUCAGUCUCAAUUUGAAAGAAAUAAAAUAUUCAUUCAAGGGCUGGGUGAAAAAACCUCACGGGAAGGACUGGUGAACUUUAUCAAGGCAAAGAGUGGUAAGGAAGAGGUUAAGGACCUACAGAUGCUGAAGAAUGGAAAAGCCUUAGUCACCAUGGCUGAUGAAAUCAAAGACGGCAACGAUGAAGAAGAAGAAAAAAAAGAAGACGAAGAAGAAGAAGAAGAAGAGGAAGAAAGAGAUGACGGAUUUCGUGAAACAGUUGAGAAGAAUGUUGACAAGGAGUUGGAUUUUUCAUCUGCUGUCAACAAGAACGAGCAAGAAGGGCUGGAGACGGACGAAGAAGACCCAGGAGAAUUUGAACAAAAAUCAAAACAACUGCAAGAGGUAUUCAGUUGUUUGCCACUAGUUCUUAUCACGACAGUUCUCCGUCAAGAUGACGUGAGAGGAAAUAUGGAAAGAGCACUUCAAAACCUACAAAAGUUUCGUGAUACGGAGAAUCCUGCGGACGUUUUUAAAAAUCCAGCUGAAAGAAGGCCAUUGAUUACGAAACCUAAAAGAAAAUUUGAAGAUCCUCUAACUCACGGCUCUAUUAAGCAAGCUUGGGUGGCAGGGGACAAAUCUUCCGGAGGCCCUGAACACGAAAGUAAUAGAGGGAAGAAAAAUAGAAGUAGGCCAAGAGAAAAAAAUCAAACGCAAGGGCAACAUGGCGAUGCAGAACGACAAGAUGAGCGAAGAAAUGGUUGUGAUAGCGAUAAAUCGGAUCAAAAUGAGAGGAACCAAGCUUGUCGAGGCCACAACUCAAGGCAAAGAGGCAACAGAAGAGCAGGACCGGAAAGGGGACCCAGAGGUGGGUUUUACCAGGAUCCAAACAACACCCAAGUGCAUAGAGAUGAUCACUUUUAUACCCCUCAAGGACAGUGGUUUGAUCAUCAAAACGCCUUUUCGUCGCAGAGAGGACGUGGAAACCAACGAGGACAAAGAGGUUGCUUUCGUCAGGUACCAAUUGCAGGAAAUCAAGAUUAUUUGCUUUAUGAAUCUCAGGAACGGCACUUUGGCGAUGAAGGCAAUUCUCAGCCUCAAAUGGGACGUGGAGGUCAAGGCGGUCGAGGACCUCCACCAAAACCGAAACCAAAACCGAAGCGAAAGGGUAGGGGACACGGUGGGGGACGGGGUGGAAAAACCAUCCAACAAGUCCCGGUUUGCAAAAGCACCCUUUUCACUGGCUUUUCAGACAUUACCCAUGAUUUUAUUGAACUGUACUUUGAGAGUCGUCAAAAUGGUGGGGGUCCUGUGGAGAAGGUUCACCAUGUUCCUAAAAGUAGUCAAGCUGUGGUUGUGUUUCAAGAUGCAAAAGAUAUGGAAAGAGUGUUAACCAGACAUGAAGAGAAACCUUAUGAGAUUGAACAAACCCAGCUGUCAAAUAGAGCUUACCGAGAGUUUCUAGAAGACGAAGACGUUGAUGGAGCGGAGGAUUCCGGUGACUUAGGAGCUACUGCAACCGCGGCCAGUGAAUCUCGAGUGAGCCAGAAACGUGAUGCCAAAGCACAACAGCUGUACAUAGCUGUAGAUCCCGAUGUUAUGGAAUACGUCACGUCUACAGGAUUCCAAGCUGAACUGAACAAUUCGCUGGCUGGAAAGAAGAGCGAAAUCACCUGGAAACCCAACAGCAAAAUGGCUGUAAUAGUGUACCGUGGGGAAGAUGACAGUGAUUUAUGGCAAUCUGAAUGUAUUGACCAAGUACAAAAUUAUCUCGGCAAGUUUGCGAAGUGCGAUGUGCAGGUCAACAAGGAUUUCUGGGAAGCCGUUGUAGCAAAAGUUCCCAGCAUUCGCAUCUGCUUAGGAGUUGAUCCCCCGCUGAUCAAGACUAUUCCUGAUUCAAAUAUUGCUAGGAUCGUUUCAUUAGGAACAAACGUGAAAAAUAACGAGGAUAAGGUGAAGUCAAAGUUGGAAGAAAUAUACCGCGAGGAGACCAGAAAAACUUACCUGAAGAAGAAAAUUCCAAAUGUUCCUAAGGAGCGCCUAAUUUUGCUGAAGAAGAUAAAAUUUGCCGAGAAACUCCAAGAAAAGAACAAGGAGCUGGAGAUCAAGAUUAAUACUGAAGGUGAAGAAAUAUAUUUCGAAGGUCCCCAGUCACAAUUCACUGAGGCAACCAUGAAGUUCUACAAACAAAUGGCUGACAUGGUUGAGAAGAAACUAACUUUAUCCGUCAGCAUCCUGAAGAUUUUAAACUCAGAUGAGGGGCUUCAGACUGUCAAAUGUGAGUUGGAAAGAAACAACGUGGAAGCAGUGUUCGUUAUUGAGAAAGACGCCACCAUAGUGGGAUCAUCAGCAGCGCAUGCAAACAACGCGGCGGGGCUCGUGAACAAGUUGACGGUGGAAGAGAAAGUUCAAGUGGACGAGAAAAGCAAGCAUUUAUUAAAGUCAUCUGAAUGGCUGAGGUUGUGUGGCGAGAUGAACCAAACGGCUGUCCGUGUCCGGAGGGACAACUGGAACGAUACAUACGUAGCUGGGUUUCGUGAUGACGUGACCAAAGUGAUAAAGAAGUUAAAUACCUUUCUUGAAAACAAUUGCAUCAGGGAGGGAAGGUUUGUGUGCACGUCUGAUAUUAUGCGAAGGUAUCUUCUUGAGCCACGUCAAGAAGAUCUACGCACCAUAGAGAAUCAACUAAAAGAUUUUGUAGUGAGUAUUAAAAAGGGAAAAGACAAUGAUGAUUUUGUCAUUUCUGGAAACAGAGAUGGUUUGAAACGUGUAGGAAAGAAGCUCGAUGCUCUGAUGGAUUCCACUGAGUUCAAAACCUUUGAAGUGAAACAGCCAGGCCUUCGAAAAUACUUUGACAGUGGAAAAGGAGAUCAGCUGGUGAAAAUGGUGGAAAAACAACAAGACUGUGCCAUAAAAGUCCAGAAAAGUUUAGGUCGAGGAGGAAAGGAAGAGGAGCUGCGCGUCGAAUCUGUUUUUGAAGCCUCUACUACUUCAGGCGACGGUGAAGAUGAUGCGGAGGAUGACCACGCUACCACUACUGGAACUGACUCGUCUACCCUGGUAAUAGCCCAAAGGUACAGAGUGUCGUGGAAACCUGGAAACAUAGCGGAAGAGAAGGCUGACGUACUUGUCUGUUCUCUAGGAGCAUGCCAUAUAGCAAUCAUUAACACCGGUGGCCCCAAGUCCAAAAUCCCCAACGUUGGUGACAUUACUGUCUCAGGUGGUUUUUCCUCGGUCAGUCACGUGAUUCUCGCUAACUGUUGUAAGUGGAACAACGGUGAAGGGGAACCGACGCUAAGGGCCAUCGUUCAAAAGUGUCUGCAAACAGGCCAAACGCUUAGAGCGAACUCCAUUGCAUUUCCUGUCAUUGGGACUGGAAACCUGCGCUUCCCACGCGAUGCAGCCUCGAGAAUCAUGUUGGAUGAAACAGUCAAUUUCUGCAAUACCAACCCUGGUCUUAAUUUACGGGACAUCCGAUUUGUCGUGUUUAACCAAGAUCAAGCAUUAACUACCGCCUUCAAACAAGAGAUGGACAAACUACAGCCCAAGCAAACUAGCCUCCCUGCCAUCACGACUUUAACUAAAGGAAUACGUUCCUUCUUUGGAUGGAAGAAAACAGCGGGGACAUUGGGUGUAAGCAUUGAAGUCUUGCAGGGCGACUUGUGCCAGGAAACUACGGAUGCCAUAGUGAAUAUAACAAGUAAAGACUUGAAUAUGGACAGUGCUGGAAAGUUGAGCCAGACGGUGAAACAGCUAGCCGGGCCACAGGUUGAGACUGAGUUGAAGCAGUUCGGACAGCAAUCAGGUGGAACCGCAUUGAUCACCAGCAGUGGAAAUCUCCCUACGCAGAAAAUUAUUCACUUAAUUCCAGACACCAAUAAUAAAGACCACCUCCAGCAGUGUGUUGAAAGAUGUCUUCGGCUGGCAGAGACGCAUAGUCUUAGAUCCAUUUCGAUUCCCGCAGUUGGUACUGGUGCAUUCCAUGUUUCUGCAGUGGACUCGGCCAGCCUGAUAUUUAAGGCCCUGACAAACUUUAGUGGAAGCUUCCGUAGUGUCCGCAAGGUCAGGAUCGUAAUCCUCGAGUCUCCAAUGCUGUCGGCAUUUCAGCAAGAACAUCAGAGGCAUUCGUUUUCUCCACAGGUAGGUGUGGCUCAGCGCAUAACCUUAACUAGCCCGUUCAGUAUCGAGGUGAUAAAUGGUGAUUUGACGCAAGAGAACAGCACUGAUGCUAUCAUGAAUAUCAACAGCACGGACAUGAACAUGAAUAAUGCUGGAGACCUAAGCAAAGCCAUAGCAAGACGGAGUGGUCGACUUGUGCAACAAGAAUGCAACAAAUUGGGAAAGCAGCCUCCUGGAACAGCGAAAAUGACCAGCGGAGGUAAUUUACGAGUGCCUCAUAUUAUUCACAUAAUUCCAGGCUCCUCAGAUAAGCACCAUCUCCAGCAAUGUUUGGAGGAGGGUCUUUGUGUUGCGGAUGCCAAUAAUCUUCAAGCAAUCUCAAUUCCGUGUGUUGGCACAGGAGGAUACGGCUUGACCGCAGCGGACUCAGCCCAACUGACGUUCAAAGCACUAAGCGCAUUCAUUGCCCGCUGUAAAAAUAUUAAAAAAGUAAGAGUGGUCGUGUUCCAGGCCUCUAUGAUGCAGGAGUUUCUACAAGAGCAGAAGAAACAACUGGUGCAAGGUAUUGAAGAAGACAGUGACUCAGAGGAUGCA
This is a messenger RNA of Pocillopora verrucosa, 5961 nucleotides long. NCBI's taxonomy places the organism in Eukaryota, Metazoa, Cnidaria, Anthozoa, Scleractinia, Pocilloporidae. The record is from RefSeq and is a predicted model, not a curated record.